This is a messenger RNA of Phaedon cochleariae (mustard beetle), 1643 nucleotides long. The record is from the annotation of a GenBank genome assembly. Lineage: Eukaryota; Metazoa; Arthropoda; Insecta; Coleoptera; Chrysomelidae.
CCUUCUUGUGCCCUUUCUCUGGUCCAGUGUUCGGAAACGUUCAUGAUAACUAGGGGAUGUAGGGAGCAAGUUAUGGAGCCCGCGGCACCGGAGGCCAUAACAUUUCUGCCGGAAUUUGAGGUGGUAUCCAUCGAUGAUUUCGUAGCUUCGGCCAUGCUAGCUGUCUCGAUUUCGACUUCCAUAGCAUCCCUUGAUUCUUUUGGAGCACUCAUGACGACUGGUAAUCUAAAAAAAUAAAAAUCCAGUGGUUAUUUCUUCAUUUGUUUUCGUUAUUUUGUUAUGACUUAUGACACUUUUGACAUAUGACAAAUAUUCUUCUUAUUUUUUACAUCAUCUAUCCAUGAUUAUAGUCGUAUAAUCCUUGUAUCUCAAUCCUUGGUAUAAAAAUCAGCAGUACUAAAAAACGUUUAAUCAAAAUAAAAAAUUAGAUAUAAUAUCAGAUAUUUAUACAGAACUAUGAAUGGUACCUAGAAAAUUCUGAGAAUUUAAGCGUCAAAAAUAAUACUGUUGCGAAAUGCUAUGCGAUAUUUCUUAAUUACUUCCUUGAUAUGGUGGUUUUUGAAUUUAUUCUAUUCCUUGCUGGGUCUUCCAGGAGAGAUAGGCAUUCCAAAACAAAGCAACGGUCUGCGCAAGUAGUACCUGAUGUCGCCAAGGAAUAAAGUAGAAAUUGAAAAGUUGCACUGCUGGCCAGAUCUUGUAGUUUGUCAAUAUCACAUCAAAGUAUUUCAGUCGCAUUUGCUCCUUCACGAACUUCCAAUCGUGCCCUUCCAGCAAAUUUAUGAGAGUAAUGAAUAUCGCCAAGAAAGUUGGCGCGAAUACGAUUUGAUCCAGUGCCAUCUUUUUGAGAGCCACUGACUUUCCUGCAUGGCCGAAUGUUUUUGUGAGCACCUUGUACCAAACUGAAAGCGUAGGCCCCUAAAACGACUCAAUUCGGCCCCCAGAAAUCUCGUGCUUCGUUUAUCAGCUAGAAAUGAGUUCUCAGAAGGGCAACACCUCUCGUAGCCGUCCUCAGAAGCACAAAAACCGCACAGCUUUCAAAAACACUUUGCACGACACCAGUCAGAGGACGAAAAUCAUCAACUCCAUCCAAGUGGGCGACGUCUGCGUCAGAUGCAAAGAAAUAAUCGAGUGGAAAAUCAAGUACAAGAAGUACAAGCCUCUGACCCAGCCGAGGACGUGCGUAAAGUGUGGUUCGAAGGCCGUCAAGCAGGCGUAUCACGUGAUGUGCUCGGCCUGCGGCAAGCAGUCGGGCAAGUGUACCAAAUGUUGCCAAAGCAAGACGAUCGUCGAGGCGGAAGCUACGGAAACUCAACAGUUGAAACUCGACAAUGAGCUGAAAGACCUCUUGAAAUCAUUGCCGGAAAGAAAGAGAAGGACUUUCCUCAGAUACAUGAACAGAAAAGAGAAAGACCAAGAGGACGAUGAUAAAAAAACUGCUAGUGAGAACAGAGAGGAUCUAUUGGAUAAACUGAACACGCUGAAGCUGGGAGAAGGUGAUGACGAUUUUGAUGAUUUCCUGGACGAGGAAGAAGAUGAAGACAGUGAUAAUAACCAGUCUGAAGAAGAGUCAUAGUAAAUUAAUGAACAUUUAUAUACCCUGUAUAUUGAUUUUUGAAUAAUAGAGAAUAGAAAAACUGUUUAUA